UAGGUGCAUGCAUUUCACAGUCACACAGUGUGGGAUGAGGGGAGGGGGCUGGCCCCAAGCUCACUGGCUGGCUGAGAAACAAGCCCAGUGACCAGCACUAGCAGUGCAGGAGUUAAAGGCCCUUCUAUUUCCGGAUUUGCUCAUUGCUGAAGGCUUGUAGUGGAGCUAGAGAAAGAGGGAGGGAGACAGGAGCAUCCCCUACACACAGCAAGAACUGAGCAUCCUCCAGGAGGAAGGAAGCCUCAGAAAGGGGGUGCACAGACUGGAGCACCAAGAGAGGAGGCUGUUUGGGGGGCUGCCGUUUGCACACCUCCCUCCUCAUUCAUUCCCCCCACCCACUGCUCCUGAAGAUCAUCAGUCAUUUGGAUUUUGACAGAUCUUGCAACCUUGAUGGACAGGCAGAAAGAGCAGCUCUAAGAUACCCAGAGAGGAGAGGGGAAUACGCACAGAUCCUGUGGCUCUCCAUGCUCCAGUCUCCAGCUUGGGCUUCACCCUGGACUAAGGUCCCACCUUGUUCCCUUGCACUGAGGACACUUCUAGUGUUGUCCAGGAACAGCUGCCCUUCUUCCACAAGUCUCCCAGUUGCACCCGACUCGGAAUGGCACAAAGGUAUGACGAGAUGGUGCAUUACUCAGGGUUGGAUGGGAUGUCUCUGGCAGGAUUUGCGGAUGCCCACACAGGCCGAGCACUACAACACCACUCGCUUAGCCAGAGUACACCCUAUGGAUCUACGGGAGCAGCUCACCGAGUACCAAUGCCCCCUGGAAUGGGUAGCAACGACGGUCUGAAAAGAGAAAAGGAUGAGAUUUAUGGGCACCCACUGUUUCCUCUGCUGGCUUUGGUGUUCGAGAAGUGCGAAUUGGCUACGUGUUCCCCUCGCGACAAUUCUGGCUCAUUCCCAGGGGGCGAUGUUUGCUCUUCAGAUUCGUUUAACGAAGAUAUCGCUGUUUUUGCCAAGCAGGUUAGAACAGAAAAACCCCUGUUCUCUUCCAACCCAGAGCUGGACAAUUUGAUGAUACAAGCCAUUCAAGUAUUACGAUUCCACCUGCUGGAGUUAGAAAAGGUUCAUGAUCUGUGUGACAAUUUCUGCCACCGGUAUAUCACAUGUCUAAAAGGCAAGAUGCCAAUUGAUUUAGUGAUAGAUGAUCGUGAUGGCUCUUCCAAGUCGGAUCUGGAAGAUUUUACAGGUUCCUGCACCAGCCUAUCAGACCAGAAUAACACAUGGAUACGAGAUCAUGAUGAGACAGGCUCUACUCACUCAGGUACACCGGGUCCUUCCAGCGGAGGGCUAGCUUCCCAAAGUGGAGAUAAUUCCAGUGAACAGGGCGAUUGUAUGGAUAACAGUGUGGCAUCACCCAGCACGGGCGAUGAUGACGACUUAGAUAGAGACAAGAAGAGGAACAAGAAAAGAGGCAUUUUUCCCAAAGUUGCAACGAACAUUAUGAGGGCGUGGCUCUUUCAGCACCUCUCGCACCCUUACCCCUCCGAAGAACAGAAAAAGCAGCUAGCACAGGAUACAGGGCUCACGAUAUUACAGGUCAACAAUUGGUUUAUUAAUGCAAGAAGACGCAUUGUCCAACCUAUGAUUGACCAAUCUAAUCGCACAGGGCAAGGAGGUGCUCCCUAUAGCCCAGAUGGUCAGAACAUGGGAGGAUAUGUCAUGGAUGGACAACAACACAUGGGCAUUCGACCCCCUGGCUUCCAAGGAAUUCCUGGGGAUUACACAGCAGCCCCAAGCACUAUGCCCAUGGGAUUCCCACCGGCUGGCUACACACCUGCCAUACCGCCGCACUCUGCCGGUCUUCGCCACGGACCAUCUCUACACUCCUACCUCCCAGGGCACCCUCACUCUAUGAUUCUGCCAGCGGGCGCCUCCCCUCACCACCUGGUAUCAGCGCAGAGUCCGGCGGACGCACUUCUAAAUGGUCAAAACAUAGACAUUCACGCUCAUUAAUAUCGGACACCUUGGGCGUUAGUUCAGUGACAUUUUUUAUUUUACCUCCAACAAUUUUUUAAAGGGUGUUGGCUAAACUUCAUGUGCUGGUCCUACAAAAGGGAUAAAACAAGUGUUCAACUCUUUAUCCAGCUCACUGUAGCCGCAGAAGCUAGUGGAUGAUAACAUGGACAUUCAGAAGAGAGGACACAGGAUGAAAGCCAUUUAGCUGGAACAGUGACAGAGUUAAGACAAAUGGGCAGGGGCCCUUCCUGGGAGUCGGUGUGAAGUCAUUUUUAAGGAAGAACACUCUGAUGGAGGAGAAGAAACAUUCUUUUAAAGCACACCCUUCAUUCCCACUAUUUGUUUUUCGGAUGGACCAAGACAAGAUGAUCACGCGUGGACAGAUGAACUUUGAGGAUUUACAUUUUAGGGACUUGCUUUUUUUUUUUUUUAAGUUGUCACUUGAAGCAGGGACUAAGUUAACUUGUACAUUUUUAAGUAAUAUUAUUAUUUGGGUUGAUACGUGUCUUGUUUUACCUGUUUUUUUUUUAUGAUAAAGGAAAUGAACUUGAAAACAAAAUGCCACUGUGGAUGUAUAUACAUAUGUAAAAAUAUUUAUAGCACCUAUAAAAUUCAGGGUAAGCAGAGGAA
Xenopus laevis (African clawed frog) is the source of this 2587-nucleotide messenger RNA. It is a transcript of the gene meis3.S, whose product is annotated as Meis homeobox 3 S homeolog. The transcript has 13 exons. The record is from RefSeq and is a predicted model, not a curated record. Gene Ontology annotation, molecular function: DNA binding. Gene Ontology annotation, biological process: positive regulation of transcription by RNA polymerase II; animal organ development; regulation of DNA-templated transcription. Gene Ontology annotation, cellular component: nucleus. NCBI's taxonomy places the organism in Eukaryota, Metazoa, Chordata, Amphibia, Anura, Pipidae. The coding region runs from base 599 to 1954 and encodes 451 amino acids.